Molecule: messenger RNA, 1910 nt
Organism: Perca fluviatilis (European perch)
Lineage: Eukaryota; Metazoa; Chordata; Actinopteri; Perciformes; Percidae
Gene: tmem263
Product: transmembrane protein 263
Source: RefSeq, a predicted model, not a curated record
AGCAGCUGGAGCUCCAUCCUGCGGACAGUGUGUACCUCUGUGUUUUAAUGGGUGGAGACUGCCUCCUCCAAAAUAUAACGUUUGUCAGAGAGACAACACAGCUUAACCACCAGCAGCUAUUACAGGCCGUGGAACCUGAAAUUAUUUUUUUGCUCACAUAGUUUUAAGUCACGCACAGUACAUUGUAUCAGUUUGAUAACGUUACAAAACAAGAGAGAUGAGUCAGGCGGAGCAGGUGCCUGAGGAUAUGCCUGCAUACCUCAAUGAUGAGCCAGUAGCUACAGAUGACAACAUCAAGGACCAUCCACAGACGCAGCCGGGCAUGUUCGGCAGGUUGGCGGGGGGCUUGUACGGUGCCACCAAGGGAGCUGUAGGAGCGACGGUGGGCGGUGUGACCUGGAUAGGAGGAAAGAGUCUGGACCUCACCAAAAGCACCGUCUACUCUGUAGCUGCUCUGUGUGGGAGGGGGGGGGGGGUGUUAAAAAAGGGGUGUGUUGGGGGGGGGGGGGGGGGGGGGGGGGGGGGGGGCUCUGCAGUGGUCAGCAAAGUUCCCAUAGGAGGAGGCAAAAAGAAGGACAAGUCUGACUGACGGGGAGAGGAGAGUGAACACACACAGCUGAGGUGUUAUGGCUCGUACUGUGCUGUUGCCUGUGUUAGCAAUCGUGAGCAACAGAGGACUCAAAAGUUUAGUGUACACAUUUUGGUGAGGGGUCUUUGUUUUUGUUUGUUGUUUUUAAUGUGAUUGUUGGUAAACCCACCUUCAUAUACUUUCUGUGGCUAGGACCCACAAAGCAAGAACUAACAAAGACUUUCCUGCUCUGUUGUUAAAUGAAACACACUAUAAUCACCAGUGCCUGAAAUUGCUCAAAUAAAAUGUCCAUGUUUCAUAUUUGAUAAUAAGCGACAACACUGCAAACUGUUGUGUUCGCCACAUAAGUUAACAUCAGUACCAGAGGACAAAAGCUCAGAGUGUAAAUGCACUUAAAUUUCACUUGCAGGACAAUCAUUGAUCAAUGAUGAUCUGUAACUAACAAGGUGUUUCACUGUCAACUGACAAACAUGUGGAUCAGAAAAUGUGUAUAGGGUGACUAAAUCACCUUUCUGCUCAGUUCACUUUGUUCAGCCUGCACAAAUGAACAAAUACGUCUGAUCAAAGAGUACAGUCCAGGUUAAUAUCGAAACCACCUGCUGGCUGUAACUGAAUAUUCCUCUGAGGAGUUUUUGUAACAAUUUCAAUUUUUUCUGAAUUCACAUCGCCCUCUGGUGGUUAUAUUCUCACUGGAGUGGAGGGUGACUCGUACUUUUGAUACAUAAUCUAAAUCAUUACAAUAAAAUAUAAAAGUCAGAGUAUUUUGAUUGCAAUUCCUUUCCAGCUGUAGUGUUAAUUGAUUCACUAUGACUAUCAAUAAAUAACAUUUUAUACAUAACCUCUUUUGACUAACUAUAUUUUGAUAGUUACUGUUGGUUGAUUUCACUCCUAAAUCAAAGUAUGUCAACAUUUCUCCUUUGGACACAUACGCUUCGUGAUGGCAUUAGUUUCUCCCACUGUAUCAAAUAAUUAGUUUUCACCCUGAACGUUUCUCUAAUGCUCCUCCAUAUUGCUUAGCGUCACUGUGUUGACUGUUGUAGGGAUCUGAUGGCUGUAUUUCUUGACGUUGCAUUCAAUACGAUACACAGACUUUUUAGUGUUAACUACAUUUUUAAGCUGACAAGCCCGUAAUAGUAAAUUUAAUUAAAAAAGUAGUUUUUGUAAAAUGUAACUUGAAAAUGUCAUUUAAGUCUUGUAUAACGCAAAACAAAGCUUUUAAAGCUUUUGUUUCAUCCAUGUUGCAGAAUGUUUUGAAGUGAAAAUGAGAAUUUAUUGAAACAUGGCAAUAUUAUAUUGUUUAAAUAAAACAUGCUGAAGGUUG